AUGAUGCCGCAUAUAGUAGUCCGACAGUUCAUGACUAUCAGCAAUGGCGCUGAGGGUUCUGGCGAUGGUGCUCAAAACUGCACCGUCUCCGUCAUAGACUUCGCAACUCCACCAUCCCCGAAGCCACCGAAUGCGAGCAACUCAGAUGCGGACCCCACUCCGCCGUCCGCAUCCUCCGAUGCUGGGCGGGCCGGACCGCACCGGAUCCCGGAUCUGUUGGUGGAUCGUGUCAUUGAACGCGCGGAGGAGACAACGUCCACCACCAGGACGAACCCUAGCAGAUCGCAUUUCGUUAAAGGAAAUGGCAUCUUCGUCGGCGGUGACAGCAGCCUCACGUUCUUCUCGGAAGCUCGACUGAAGUCUCUCUCUCAAUGCCUCGGCCACGAUAGAGUGAGCGAACUGGUUGCACGAAUAUCCAGCACCGUCCAACACCAUUUGAGAAGCGCUUCCAACUUCAGCACCGACCUGUCGGCCCGCCAUAAGCAACCACCCACAUGUCUAAACGACAGAGCCCGAGUGUUGCAAUGCAUAAAACGCAUAGUCUACUUUGAACGCGUUCACCCACGCUUCCCCUUCUUGGACCGCGCGGCAUUUGAAGCUACGGCGGCUGCGCAGGGUCAACCCAACACCGUACCUAGGAGCAAAUCAUGGACCUCGUUAUAUUACACAGUCCUCGCGCUCGGAAGCCAGUACGAUGGGGGAGGCAGUUUCGAGCCCGGCAGGGGAGAGUCGUGGGAACUCUUCUCGGCUGCCCUGGCGAACUUCACUGAUCUGAUGCUUCUACCAGACUCUCUCACCACGCUGCAGGCGCUCACAGCCAUGACAAUUUACUCUCUGGGGAUGUCUUCGAUUGGGCUCGAUCACAUUAUCAUAUCAGAGGCAGUGAGAAGAGCUCAAAACCUGGCGGAGGCGAGGUUCAGCAAUUAUGCAACACAGGCGUAUAGAAAGACCUUCUGGGUCCUGUAUGGCCUCGAAAAGGUCACCAGCUUUCACCAUGGCCGGAGCUCAGUGAGUAUUCGAAUCCACUUGUCUCCUCUGCAAUAUUUCCCUGGGCUGACGGCUAGAAAGGGUUUUAGCGACUGUGACAUUUCUUGCCCCAUUCCGAGCACGCCCGAAUCUUACUUUGGAGACUUCAACUGGUUUGUGGCCUUCAUUCGCUACGCUCGCCUCCUAUCUCGAGCCUAUACCUCACUUUUCUCCGUCGGCGUCUCAGACAAUACAGACGAAUACUUUCUGGACAUUGUGGACCAGUUGACCGAGGAAAUCGAGGACUGGAGAGCUGCUUUGCCAGAUAAUGGUUUCAGGCCAGGAGGUUCAAUCAAGCCUACAGGUCUGCCUGUUUCUUCCGAGACGCAGGCAGUAGCUCUUGUCAUGCACUUCUUCUACUACAGUUUUCUUCAGACCAUCUCGAGGAUGGCUCUUCGUCAUCUGCCGCCAUCAAACCAUGUUAGGAGAGAAACUGUCUUCAAAACGGUGGAGAAGACUUCUCGGUGUCUUCUGGAACUGACGUCGCUUAUUGAGGUGGCACCUUAUACGCCUAUGUGGAUGCUUGUAGGUAUUCCCGUCACGGGCUUCUUCGUCUUAUUCGAUCUUGUCAUCCAUAACCCCCGAGGGCAGCAAGUUGCAUCCAACCUCGCUUUGCUUGAUAUGGUCGUUGGUCACGCCAGCCAACUGGAAUAUGUGUCCCAGGGUGUCAUUCCAGGCUCGAUAAUUGGCGAGUUCGCACACAUCGCACGAACGUAUGUUGGCGAUGUCAACGGCCAGAGCAUAGCCGGCGGCGCAACGCAGCAGCCGCUUCCAGACACAGGACAGGCGCUUUUUUCUCAACCUCACUGGUCUCUGCCGCAUGAUGAUAUUGAGGAAUUUGCAGCCAUGGAUGUCGCUGCUGAUCUCUCGGAGAUGAAUCUAGCUGUGGGAUCAGGACCACCCGAAGUGGGAGGUCCCAUGGAUAUCGAAGGGCUCCCUAUGGGACCCAACACCUUCAUGGGAACUGACGUAAUGAACCUCUUUGGGUACUUUGUUCCCGACUGGGAACCCUUGGUCUACCCAGGACAUACAAGCCAACCCGACAUUUCUGCUUCGACUUAUCCAGAUGACCAGCUUGAUGCACAUCAGCCUUGA
Molecule: messenger RNA, 2121 nt
Organism: Colletotrichum gloeosporioides
Lineage: Eukaryota; Fungi; Ascomycota; Sordariomycetes; Glomerellales; Glomerellaceae
Exons: 6
Coding region: 1-2121 (706 amino acids)
Biological process (GO): DNA-templated transcription
Molecular function (GO): DNA binding; zinc ion binding
Source: RefSeq, a predicted model, not a curated record